Trypanosoma grayi is the source of this 1299-nucleotide messenger RNA. Its product is annotated as aminotransferase. Lineage: Eukaryota; Euglenozoa; Kinetoplastea; Trypanosomatida; Trypanosomatidae. Gene Ontology annotation, cellular component: cytosol; mitochondrion. Bases 1 to 1299 code for a protein of 432 amino acids. The record is from RefSeq and is a predicted model, not a curated record. Gene Ontology annotation, molecular function: cysteine desulfurase activity. The transcript has a single exon. Gene Ontology annotation, biological process: iron-sulfur cluster assembly.
AUGUGCAACGUCGAGGGGCCGCCGCUGAAGCGCCGCCGACCUGGCCCACUUCCCCCCACGGACCCUCUUCCCAUCUACCUCGACUACAACGCCACCACUCCGCUCGGCGAAGAGGCAUGGAAGGCGAUGGUCGCUGUGCGCCGUAUGUGGGGAAACCCGAGCUCGUCGCACCCGUACGGGCUGGCGGCGAAGUUUGCCCUUGAGGAGGCACGUCGCAAAAUGUGCGACGCCAUACAUGCCGAAGGCCCCGAUAGUAUUAUAUUCACAUCGGGUGGUACGGAAGCGAACAAUUUGGCUAUUGUAGGUGGGACAAUAGCGCUCUGUGAAAAGCACCCGGCGCGUCACCAUAUUAUCUGUACCGCUGUGGAGCAUCCAGCUGUUGAGGAGGUGUUCUCUUUCCUUCAGAAGCAGUCGAAGCCGGAACUGAUGACGCAUCGCUUCCCUGUGAAUGCGAAAAGCGGAUGCGUCGACGUCGAAGAAUGGCGCAAUCUUCUCUUGAAGCUUCCAGGGGGUCCGAGAAGUGUGGCGUUGGUUUCUGUCAUGCACGCGAACAACGAGGUUGGUUCCGUCAACCCUAUCGGUGAGCUCGUGACGAUGGUGAAGGACUUGUGUGGGGUGGAGGUACUUUUCCACACGGACGCUGCACAGUCGCCUGGGAAAGUGCCUGUCGAUUUGAGGGAGAUGAGAGUGGACUUGCUCUCCAUAUGUUCACAUAAGUUCUAUGGGCCAAAGGGAGUGGGUGCACUCUACGUGAGGCCGGGUGUCAAGCUGAAGAAUAUUCUAUUCGGUGCCGGUCACGAGCGCGGCAUCCGGCCUGGCACUGAGAAUGUGCUGCUGGCCACAGGUAUGGCGGAGGCUCUCUACGUUGCACUCCACAACUUACCAGAGAACUCAAAGAGGAUGCGAGACACACGUGAUGAGUUGCUGCAUGUCAUCAAGGAGGAAUUAGCGAAGGCUCAUAUGAGUUACGUUGUUAAUGGUGAUCUCGCAUGUGCCUUGCCCAAUACGCUCAACAUUGCGCUCUACAGGGAUGUUGGUUCCGGGUGUCGCAAGUACAUAUCGGCGCAGACACUAAUCCAUGCGGUGGGCGACAAAGUGUGCAUGUCCGCCGGCUCCGCAUGCCACGCAGAGACGGCAGAAAUUCACGUCUCGGCGGCGCUGAAGGGAGUCGGUGUUGACGUCGACCGCGCCGUCGGGACGCUUCGCCUCUCGACAGGGCGGGGGACGACGAUGGCGGAGGUGCGGCGGGCAGCACGCAUUAUUGUGCGACGUGCCGCGCAGCAGUUUAGUGACGUCUAG